CCACAAAUUAUUCAUUCAUCCAACAUCAACAUGUAUCAACAAGCUCCUUCAGAUCCACCCAAGUCACUCGCCACCGGUUUUCCGGUCACCUACAACAGCACUACCACAACCUACUCCUCCUCCACCACCGACACUUCCUAUGCUCCACCGCCACCUCCCCAACCUAAACCUAUUGUUCAAUGGUCCACCGGUCUCUGUGACUGCUGUUCCGAUCGUGCAAACUGUAAGACGUACUAUUGUUCAAUCAUGCUCAUGCUCAUGCUCAUGCUCAUGCCCAUGCCCAUCUUUUCAGGUUGCAUUACUUGCUGGUGCCCAUGUGUUACCUUUGGCCGAGUUACGGAAAUUGUUGACAAGGGAUCCACAUCAUGUGGUGCUAGUGGGGCUCUGUAUACGCUCAUUUGCUGUGUCAUUGGCUGUGCUUGCCUAUACUCUUGCUUCUACCGCUCCAAGAUGAGACGACAGUAUGGUUUGAAAGGAAAUGCUUGUACAGAUUGCUUGCUUCAUUGCUGCUGCGAGUACUGUGUUCUCUGUCAAGAAUAUCGUGAGCUUCAGAACCGUGGAUUUGACAUGAUUAUUGGGUGGCAUGGAAAUGUUGAGCAACGAAGUCGGGGAGUAGCCAUGACUGCUGCAGCCACAGCAGCUCCUUCAGUCGAACAGGGCAUGACCCGUUGAAGUCAUCCAGGAUUCAUAUAUGUUUAAUGUAUCAAACUCUUACAUACAAUUCUGCAACUACCACAAUCUACUAUGCUUGUAUUAGACCUUAAGGAUAAUAAUGUCUCAACAAUCAGACAUUAAUUCCUCUUCUUUUUUUUUCCUUUUCAUUUUAAAUUUGUUAUAAAGAUAUCAUCAACAUUUUAUAAUUCUGCUUAA
Cajanus cajan (pigeon pea) is the source of this 870-nucleotide messenger RNA. Its product is annotated as protein PLANT CADMIUM RESISTANCE 2. The record is from RefSeq and is a predicted model, not a curated record. NCBI's taxonomy places the organism in Eukaryota, Viridiplantae, Streptophyta, Magnoliopsida, Fabales, Fabaceae.